UAAAGCGCGAAGCAGGCGAUUGCGCCCGCCCUUCAUCUCUUCGGCUGUGUCGCUCCAAGCGAGCGAACCUGCAUCGAUACAAUCGAACACCAGAACGGAUCAUCGCCCCCUCUUUAUCCCCUCCUUCCAUCCUCAUUUCCUCCCUCAAAUCGAACACCUCUGCCCCUCCGAUCGUUCAGCCUCUCUCUCGCGCUUCACGCCGAUGGAGAUGAGCGCGGUCUCGAGUUCCCUGGCUCCGGUGCGAAGUCCCCGACCGCGGCUCUUGUCGGGUUGCCCGCUUAAGCCAUCAGUCCAAUGCCUGGGGAGCGUACGCCGUACAAACUUGUUGUUUGCUAAAAAUCAAACUGGAAUGCUGCAGCUCCGCUCUUCAAGGCAACUCACUGUUAGUGCUGAGUAUAGAGACGGUGGAAGGCCGAGCAGUGCAAGCAUCUUUGUUGGUGGUUUUGUCUUAGGAGGAAUUAUAGUUGGUGCCCUUGGUUGUGUAUAUGCACCUCAGAUCAGCAAGGCACUGGCUGGAACUGACAGGAAGGAUUUGAUGAGGAAAUUACCGAAAUUCAUCUAUGAUGAAGAGAAGGCUUUGGAGAAAACGAGGAAGGUGCUUGCCGAGAAGAUUGCACAGCUCAAUUCAGCCAUAGAUGAUGUAUCUUCUCAGCUCCGAACUGAAGACUCAUCAGAUGAGAUUGCCGUUGCCCCUGCCCCUGAUGAAAUCGAAGCUGCUGUUUGAUAGCCCACACCUCCCAGGCCUAAGAUCAUGGUCAUCCUCUGUUUUGGUACAAUUGGCUCACCCUUUUUGGCAGCCUCCGUAUAACAGAAUAAUGGUUCCUCUUGUAAAAUCUUCUGUUUAUUUCUGAAGACCAAUGCACUCGGUUUCUUUUGACAUGAUCAUCUCGAUUGAGGAAAUGCAUCAUUCGUGGUAUAUCUGUGCAGAAUACCGUUUAUCUC
Molecule: messenger RNA, 942 nt
Organism: Syzygium oleosum
Lineage: Eukaryota; Viridiplantae; Streptophyta; Magnoliopsida; Myrtales; Myrtaceae
Exons: 5
Coding region: 203-724 (173 amino acids)
Cellular component (GO): chloroplast thylakoid membrane; chloroplast inner membrane
Source: RefSeq, a predicted model, not a curated record